UCAAAAGAGAAUAAAUUACAUUGUUUUUUGUAGAGCAUGCUAUUCAUCCUGCAAAUAUAGUUCAGAUGGAAGUGAAACCGCAUGCUUUUCAUGCCUUGGCCACUUGAUAAACCCCUUCAUCUUUUUCAUUUCUUUCGAACAUUUCUUAAGAAGGUUUUGAACAUGGUGAAGCCCCCUUGCUACGAAAGAAUGAACGUGAGAAAGGGUAACUGGAACAAAGACGAAGAUGUCAAAAUGAUUGCUUAUGCACCGAAGCAGAGAACUAACUGGACUGAUGCCUCCAAGAAAACAGUGACAGGGCCUAGAAAAUGUGGGAAGAGUUGCAAGCACAAGUGUUCUAACCACUUGAGGCCUGAUAAAAAGCAUGAGAAUUUCACACCACAGGAAGAAGAGCUGAUUAUUAACCUCCAUGCAGCAAUUGGUAGCAGGUGGUCGAUAAUUGCUCAACAACUUCCUGGGAGAACAGACAAUGAUGUGAAAAAUUACUGGAACACUAAGCUAAAGAAGAAGCUAUCUGAGAUGGGAAUUGAUCAUGUUACCCACAAGCCAUUCUCCCAGAUCAUUUCUGAUUAUAGCAGCAUUGGUGCUUUUCCAAACCCGAAUGCCCGUGUUAGCUAUCUCAACAGAGAUUUCACUAACCCCUCAUUCAUCCAAAAGCAGGAACCAUAUUCAGCAGCUCAAUUCUCCAACUACACCUCAACAAAAAGCCCCGAAAGCUUCUUGACCAACAGCAUUGGCAACUACGCAAAUGACACUCAGCCUUUAGAUCUCCUGACUCAAUUACAAUCCAUUACAUUGGUGAAACAGCCUCCCAAUUGCCUCACAAACCAGAUCAUGCAACCAGAAAUUUGCAAUGAAUACGCGUCUUCAUCUUCAUCUUCUUCACCUCCGGAGAUUUUAAAUGAAGGAUGGGUGCCCUCCAGCUUUGGUUGGCGCGACUUUCUACUUGAAGACGCGAUUCCCCCACAAACUCCAGUAAAAGAAAAUUUAGAAGAAGUUCCAGCACAAGGGCUUUUAAGGCAAGUGGAAAAUGACAUGAAACAGACUGAUACAGAGCAACUGAAUGAAUACGAUAAUGAUGAUGACAUGCUUAACAGUUUUAAAUCUCCAGCUCCAUCUUCAUCAGCAAAUAAUAGUUCAUUUGUGGAAGCAAUGCUGGAUGAAGAACAUGACAUGUUCUUGGAGUUUCCUAGCCUUCUAGAAGAACCAUUCUACUACUAAUUAAGCUUGAGAUGACUAAUAUUAUACCUCAACAAUGAUUAAGAAUAAGGUAUACUGAAGUUGAUCACAUGUGUAACUUAAACUAAGGAUCAUAUAGA
Daucus carota subsp. sativus is the source of this 1319-nucleotide messenger RNA. Its product is annotated as transcription factor MYB35. Bases 82 to 1221 code for a protein of 379 amino acids. NCBI's taxonomy places the organism in Eukaryota, Viridiplantae, Streptophyta, Magnoliopsida, Apiales, Apiaceae. The transcript has 3 exons. The record is from RefSeq and is a predicted model, not a curated record.